AGUGAAUGACAGCUGGGCAUGACAGCAGAUGACAGUGAUUUAAAUUUAGUUAAUGUAAAUAUAACCUAAAAGUUUAAGAUUUAUUUUGUAAAAAAUUGUGAAAUAGUUGCUAAAUUUAGGUCAAAAUGCCUAAUAAAACAUUUCAAGAAGUCCCUUACUAUGCAAGGCCCCAAUGUGCUCAACAGUCCCAGUACAUACCUGCAAUCUCUUCAACAAAUUACAAUCAACAACAAUUGUAUGAUUAUUAUUACAACCAGAAGCCACAGUAUGAACACUCAGAUUGGAUGCCAGAAAACCAGAUGAAGUUGCCAGAUAAGGUAGACUCAAUUGAUAUAUAUAAUAAUAAGGAGUUGAGUCCUGCAAGUUGCUGCAGUAAUCUGGAUCCAUUCAAAGAUCAGCAAUGGUACAACAAGAGCUACAUAGAGUAUCCAUCCUGUUCACAGAUGAACUGUGAACAGACUGGAGGACCUGUAAAGUAUUGCAGCAUAAAGAACAAUUAUGAUUGUAUGCAGCAGCUAGAUUAUAAUCAGGAGGCUUUUAUGGAUGUCUUGAACUUUGAGUCGAUGGCAUUGGAUCAACAGACUGAGGAUAGCAAUGAAGAGAGUGAUAUUGUAGUAGAAGAAUCUGAUGAGGAGUCUUAUGUUGAGAGGAAGUUUAGUUGUACAAUUUGCAAUGUUGUUUAUUCCCCAGUGGGUAAUCAAUUUUACUUCCUAACACCUGAAAGUCCUUUAACAAUGAGCUCACAGAAACCAGUGUACACUAAACUAGUUGAACUUGUGGGGAAAUUAAAUGAAGGCAGUUACCUAUGUGGACAAUGCUUGAACCUUGUAAAUACAAUUGAUAACUUGGAACACAAGUUUCUAGGAUUCAAGAAGGAUUUAGUUUCCAAAUUUGAAUCGACGAACGGAGUUAAAGUGAAGUUGCCUCAGAAUCAUUGCGUUCACAAGAUGACGUGCAAAACUUGCAAAAAGGUGAUUUCCUUGAGAGCCGUAUUCAAAGUGCAUACGAAGAAGCACAGAUUGCCGGUGAAUUACCUCUGCGACGUAUGCGGUCGGAGGUUUACGAAAUUAACCAAAUUUAAGAUGCAUUACAAUACGCACAAGAGAAAACUAUGCGAGGCUGUUAAGAUCGAGGCAUUCGUUUGCAAGAUAUGCAAGAAACCGUUUAGAACCAAAUCCAACUUGAACGACCACCAAAACUUCUGUUCCAAUAAGCUUCCAUUCAAAUGCAAACUCUGCGAUAAAUCGUUUCCAACGUCAACCAAACUCAAGAACCACGCGCGUCUCAAGCACGACAAGAAGUUCGCAUCUAUAUGUUCCAUAUGCAAUUUGGGAUUCGUCAAGAUUUCCGAUUAUAAAACGCAUAUGAUUUCGCACAGUGCAAACAAGAAGUUCACGUGUCCGCAGUGCGGACGUACGUACAAGACACUGAGCAACUUGAAGUUUCACAUGAAAUUCCACAACGAUAAGUUACCGUUCAACUGUACCAUCUGCUCCAAAGGUUUCAUGCGUAAAGAGUACUUGGAGUCACACGUGAAUAAGCACACAGGCCAAAGAAACUUCCACUGCCAAAUCUGCAAGAAGAGCUUCGUCUCGCAAAAGAAUUUGGAUGCUCAUCUUAAGUAUCACGACGGAAAUGUUACGAAGAAAUCAUGCAAUGUAUGUGGAAAGUUGAUUUCGAAAGGACUGGAAGAUCACAUGAGGACGCAUAGCAAGCUUAAGGAAAUCGAAUGCGAUAAGUGCGAAAUGCGGUUCAAUACGAAAAGUGCACUGUUUAAACAUAGGAAACGGAAACAUUAAAUAUAUUUAAUUUAGAUAUAUAUAUAUAUAAAAAAAAAUAAAUCAAAAUUCAUUUUCAAUCCGUAUCCAUUGAUUCAUCGCUAUCAUC
Nicrophorus vespilloides is the source of this 1887-nucleotide messenger RNA. Its product is annotated as zinc finger protein 568-like. The record is from RefSeq and is a predicted model, not a curated record. The coding region runs from base 126 to 1799 and encodes 557 amino acids. The transcript has a single exon. NCBI's taxonomy places the organism in Eukaryota, Metazoa, Arthropoda, Insecta, Coleoptera, Silphidae. Gene Ontology annotation, biological process: regulation of cytokine production; negative regulation of transcription by RNA polymerase II; regulation of immune system process.